Molecule: messenger RNA, 396 nt
Organism: Osmia bicornis bicornis
Lineage: Eukaryota; Metazoa; Arthropoda; Insecta; Hymenoptera; Megachilidae
Gene: RpL38
Product: 60S ribosomal protein L38
Exons: 5
Coding region: 140-367 (75 amino acids)
Biological process (GO): protein-RNA complex assembly; translation
Cellular component (GO): ribosome; cytosolic large ribosomal subunit
Molecular function (GO): structural constituent of ribosome
Source: RefSeq, a predicted model, not a curated record
GACGCAACUUCGCACCGAUACUUGUUCUUUUUCCGGUAAUAACUUAAAACGAAAUUACUAGAAUCGAAUUGUGUAGUAACCAUUUUUCUCGAUCGUUCCAGCUGGUUCUGGUUGUGUCCAUUUUCUUCUCAGAAUCACAAUGCCACGAGAAAUUAAAGAAAUCAAAGACUUCCUUUUGAAAGCCAGGAGGAAGGAUGCAAAAUCUGUAAAAAUUAAGAAGAAUGCUGAAAAUGUUAAAUUCAAAGUCAGGUGUUCAAGAUUUUUGUAUACCCUUGUAAUUACAGACAAGGAAAAAGCAGAAAAAUUGAAGCAAUCUUUACCUCCAGGUCUUCAAGUAAAAGAAGUAAAAAGAAGUGAACGUAUGUAAUUAACCAAUAAAACAAUUUCUUAAAUGUA